AAUCCACGAAGAAGAGUAUGAAGCGGAAAUUAUAGCUUCGUUUUUCGAAGAAGCUAGUUAAACAAACAAAAGCAAGAUAUUGUAUUACAAAUGUUUAGGGGAGUUAGAUAAUUUUGAUGUUUUUCUAUUUAAAGAUAUGUCUAACGGGACGUUUUCCCCUUUAAUGGCCACUAACUGAGGCGAAAAAGGGCUAGCAUCCUACCAGCUAAGUUAGCUGGCAGGGUAACUAACGUUAGAUAGCUAAGAGGUUAGCUCGACAUGUUUAUUUUAGUGCAGAGGCGAAGGAGCGCGACAUGAUGGCAUGAAACUCACGCAGUGAUAGCAAGUAGCCCCGCUUUUUUAUUUAAAGAUUUGGGACAAAGGUUUAAAACUUGGCUUAGGUUUUUAACCGGAACUGCACCCCGUAAGGCCUCCACAUCGUCACCAUGGCGUGGACUCUGAAGUUGCCUCUCACUGAUGAAGUGAUUGAGUCCGGACUGGUCCAGGACUUUGAUGCCAGUCUCUCGGGCAUUGGCCAGGAGCUUGGUGCUGGAGCAUACAGCAUGAGUGAUGUGCUAGCCCUCCCCAUCUUCAAACAGGAGGAGUCCAACCUGCCUCCAGAUACAGAUGACAAGAUCCUUCCUUUCCAGUAUGUUCUGUGUGCAGCUACCUCGCCAGCUGUUAAACUGCAUGAUGAAACACUCACCUACCUCAACCAAGGACAGUCCUAUGAAAUAAGAAUGCUUGACAAUCAGAAAAUAGGAGAACUUCCGGAAAUCACAGGUAAAAUGGUGAAGAGCAUUAUUCGUGUUGUGUUUCAUGACCGGCGACUUCAGUACACAGAGCACCAGCAGUUGGAAGGCUGGCGCUGGAACAGGCCCGGGGAUCGCAUCCUUGACCUGGAUAUCCCCAUGUCAGUCGGCAUUAUCGACCCCAGGGCUAACCCUACUCAGCUUAACACUGUGGAGUUCCUUUGGGACCCAUCAAAAAGAACCUCAGUUUUUAUCCAGGUUCAUUGCAUCAGCACAGAGUUCACCAUGCGUAAGCACGGUGGGGAAAAGGGUGUUCCUUUCCGCAUCCAGAUUGACACGUUUAAAGAGAACGAGAAUGGAGAGUAUACAGAACAUCUCCAUUCUGCCUCCUGCCAGGUCAAAGUUUUCAAGCCCAAGGGUGCAGACAGAAAGCAGAAGACAGACAGAGAGAAAAUGGAGAAGAGGGCGCCGCAAGAAAAGGAAAAGUACCAGCCCUCUUAUGAAACCACAAUCCUGACAGAGUGCUCCCCCUGGCCUGAGAUCACAUACGUCAAUAACUCCCCAUCCCCUGGCUUCAACAGCACACACAACAGCUUCCCAGUUGCAGAAGGAAAUGGAUCACCAAGUCACCAGCCUGAGCCUGUCAUUCAGGUAGUUGAUAAUUUGUUACCUACAGCAACACCACAGGAUGCACAACAGUGGCUUCUUAGAAACCGCUUCUCACCCUUCUGUCGGCUCUUCACCAACUUCUCAGGGACAGACCUGUUGAAGCUGACCAGGGAGGAUGUCAUUCAGAUCUGUGGGCCAGCAGAUGGUAUAAGACUCUUCAAUGCACUGAAAGGACGGGUGGUGCGACCGAGGCUGACCAUCUAUGUUUGCCAGGAGUCUCAGCAGGCACGGGAACAGCAAGCAAAACAUGAAAACGGAGAUGCUGCCGCCAACACCUUUUUUGUAUAUCACGCCAUUUACCUGGAAGACCUCACAGCCGCUGAGCUGACAGAGAAGGUUGCUCAGCUCUUCAACAUCUCACCCAGACAGAUAAACCAGAUCUUUAAACAGGGUCCCACUGGCAUCCAUGUGUUGGUCAGUGAUGAGAUGAUUCAGAACUUCCAGGACGAAGUAUGUUUUGUCUUUUCCUUGUUUUCAGAUGACACAAAUGAUGGCUACCACAUCAUCCUGAAAUGAAUACUGGGCGAAAGAAUAGUGUAGCCUUGCUCUUAUUUAGACCCUAUCCAGUCAGCCCCUCUAGAGCUUCAUACUCCUUGCUGUUCUUGGAAUAUGUGGAGCUGCCCCAAGAAAACCUCUUGAGGCUGCUAGGAGGAAUAUGCGACAGAAACCCCGGCCCUUUUCUCACUAUACCUUCUUGUCUUACUUUUGAGGAAGUGACUCUUUUUACCACAGUGAAGUAAGGUUCUCGUCGCCCUGCCAUGGUCGUAUUUUCCUCUGUCGCUAUUGUCUCAUGAAUGAGGUUAGUGGCACUACAGCUGCUGUCACAGUUUAUUAGCUGAGCAUCUGGUGUGCCAAACCUCUGUGCUUCAGAAUCAACAGUUUGCUGUCUCUUUACAAACCAACAACAAAAAAGGAAAAACAGGCAACAAAGACAGAUAGUUACACUGACAGUACUUGACUUUUGAUUUCCGAGGCAGCAUGAUUGUUCCUCUUCCUGUUUGCCUUUUGGGAUCCACUUAAGCCAGUCUGCAAGAAACAUGGUAUAGCUGACACAAUCACACAGUUGCAUCCAAAACCCACGAGAAGCAUCAGCAUCAGCAAUCAGGACACUAAGGGGAUCCAGCUCUCUUCUGAAACACAAUUCCUUUAAAAGUUAACAAUCUUAGCCUGGUUUCACUGGUUUGAACCGUAACCUCUGAGAAGCAAGAUGCCCCCCAGAUUUCUAUAGAUUAGUGUGCAUACUGGCACUCCUGGUUGUUAUUUAGGAAUCAUGAAAGAUGAUGAAAUGCUGUGUUAGUGAUCACACUAGCCAGCUGUCACUGUUCCAUGUGCUUCCUAUCCCUGUCUACUUAUUUAGCCUUUAAUUUUGUUUAUUUUUGGCCAUUUCCAGCAUUGUUUUUAAGCAGAUAAUGGUUGUACAAAUGUUUUCAUAAGGAAUCAUCCGUUUACCUUGGCAGUCUUUUGAAAUAUUUUUAGCAUACGUACAUUUUUUUUUUCAUCAUUGUUUUUGGAUGUACUACUUCCAAAUACUAAUCAGUGUAAUGGGUUCUGGGGAACACCAGAGCUGCAUGUGAACAUCUAUGGUUUGUUAUGUUCAGUCCAUUGUACUGCUUACAUUAAAUUGAUAGUUUAGCAUUUUAGCUAUCCGUCUUUGGCAUUAUUAAAAUAUUUACCAAAGUACUGGCCGCCAUCUUUUUCUUUCUAAAAAUACAUAUUUUUACAAUUAUACCCUAAAUGUUCUAAAGUGCCCCAGAAAGUCUUCAAAGGUGACGCCUGAUUUUAUUUGCAUUACUUAACACACUGCUUUCCCUUUGUUGGACAGAUGUGGAGACAGCUAGUCGUUUUGUUGCUAUGGAAACUACGUUUUGACAAGACAAAAUCAAUCAUGUCAUAUAUUGGUGCACAUCAUAUCUGAGCCGAAACAGCAGGUUCCUGUUAAAUGAUAGCCCUGUCAUAAUGCUGUCACAUUUCCACGUCUGUUUCUGCUCAAUAUGAACAAAGAC
Messenger RNA from Monopterus albus (swamp eel), 3403 nucleotides. RefSeq names its product transcription factor CP2 (gene tfcp2). Gene Ontology annotation, biological process: regulation of transcription by RNA polymerase II. Gene Ontology annotation, molecular function: RNA polymerase II cis-regulatory region sequence-specific DNA binding; DNA-binding transcription activator activity, RNA polymerase II-specific. Gene Ontology annotation, cellular component: nucleus. The record is from RefSeq and is a predicted model, not a curated record. Lineage: Eukaryota; Metazoa; Chordata; Actinopteri; Synbranchiformes; Synbranchidae.